This is a messenger RNA of Plasmodium cynomolgi strain B, 1482 nucleotides long. RefSeq lists its product as hypothetical. The transcript has a single exon. The record is from RefSeq and is a predicted model, not a curated record. The annotation marks the transcript as partial. NCBI's taxonomy places the organism in Eukaryota, Apicomplexa, Aconoidasida, Haemosporida, Plasmodiidae.
AUGAACACAACAAAUAGGGAUUUGAAAAAGAAAAAUUUAUGGGACGGUCACGAUGUGAACUUACAAAACGGCGAUACGAGCCGCAACACGUGUAGCAACAAUAGUGGCAGUAAUGGGAAGAAGACGAAGAAGAAUGAUAGGUCGAAUUUCAUGGCCAAUGAAUACAAGGACACCUUCCACGUGGAGGAUCUUCCUAGGAGUAAUAAUAACGUGAAUAUAUAUUAUGGCAAUGAGGAAGACGUCAUUGACAGCGCCAUCAACAAGGACGAUGACAUUUUUGGGAGUGGAGGAAACAAUUUCCUGAAUAAGAAUUUAACAACGGUUAAUUUGAGUGACAUGAAAAGGGGAGGAGGGCCCCCCCAAGGUAUAAGCAAUUCAAAUGGAAUAUCCAAUUUUGAUGGCAGUUUUAGUGUAGCGGCAUAUAACGAAUAUAACCUAAACAACAACACGGGUAGUCCCCUUAACUUUUCGACUACCCAGGGUGUAGCUAAUCAAAUGAUAAUCGGCGCGGACGAGAGCGGAAAUGGAAGAUACCAAAGCAACAACGGCGGCAUGUACCACCAGAGGGGCCCCCUCGAACAAAAAUUCAAUGCCGGAGAAGUGCACGAAAUGAACUUCAGAAACAUCCCGAGCGGAAAAAUGAACAUAAUUAAUCUAAGCGAUAACGAAAAUGAUGACGAUUGGGGGGUUGAAACUGCCUCGAGAAGCAGCCUUGAGGGCGAAGGAAACAACUCGUUCGACCUGUUCCCCUUUUUUAAAAGUCUGAACCGAGUUAGAACAAAGCUGUUGUGUUAUUACGACGUGGACAGCGACGUGAUCAUAUACAGGUGCAUGUGCGCGCUGCUGCCUUACCUGAACGUGGACAAGUCGUACGAUUCCAUGGACGGCUUGGACGACAUUGAGAAGAACGCGAGAGAGGCGAGCGCCGGGCGCAGCCGCAAGGACAAGCGCAAUGGAAAAAGUGGCGGCAAAAGUGGCGGUAAAAGUGGCGGUAAAAGUGGCAGCAAAAGUGACGACAAAAAUUACGGCUUCAAUAACGGCUUCAAUAACGGCAUCGAUAACGGUGUUGCCAGCGCGGACGAAAACGAAGUCGACGACGAGAACGCGAAUAUAAGAAAAAUCAGCAACGUGAAUGACGCCUUCGACUACUAUGACAACAAGCUGAGCAUAGAAAGGAACCCAGACCUGUAUGGCUUUGUAUGGGUGAACAUCUUCAUUUCCUUCACCAUUUUUUUUCUUUUUAAUUGGAAAAAUAUCUUUUUCGGUGACUCCUCCGAUGUCGAUUUUACCUCCCCAGGUGGCACCAUCUCGAGUAGCGAAGAAAUAAACAACCAAACGUACAUCACCCAGAACAAGUUAAACAUUCUCUACACCACUUUAUUUUUUUUAUAUCUUUUCAAUACGCAGACCCCUUUAUCAUUAUACAUCACAAAUUUCAUUGUCACGAAAAGGACGUUUCCAAUCAGGAUGUCCUUUCUCAUU